GCAUGCGAGUUUGCAUCAAUCUUCAAUAAUUUAUUUAAACCCCGCCCUUUAUUAACAUGGCGUCUAGAGGAAAGUGGUCUGUUGAUUUUACUGAAGGAAGAAAGCACAGAAGAUCAGAUGAAUUAGCGAGUCCUCCAGGCUACAUUCACAAACUGCCAACUAAUGAAGAGAGUACAGAAGAUGAAGAUUCUAAUUUAGUGGCAAAGCAAGGAUGGGGCCUUGCUUUAGGUCCCCUGAAGCAGCUCCCUAUGAAUCUAUUUAUAAUGUGGAUGGCUGGUAAUACUGUCUCUCUCUUUCCCAUAAUGAUGGUUGGCAUGAUGUUCUUCAGGCCAGUCCAGACAUUGCUAAGCUGUAAAGAAGCAUUCAAGAAUCUGGUUGGAGACCAGGCUAUAUUCCAGAAAGCAGUUUACGUGUUUGGUAACCUGGCCGUGAUUGCAUUGGCAGUCUACAAGUUCCACAGUAUGGGGCUGCUCCCCACGUACCAGUCUGACUGGUUAGAGUUUCAGGAACCUCAGAAGAUACUAGAGAUAUCUGGCGGUGGCAUUGCACUCAAUAAUGACUACUCAUAAAAAAUAUUUAUAAUAAUUAUUACUCAUUGAUUAAAAAUCCUGUGAUCGCUAAAUCACAAUGACCUCA
Amphimedon queenslandica is the source of this 636-nucleotide messenger RNA. Its product is annotated as ER membrane protein complex subunit 4-like. NCBI's taxonomy places the organism in Eukaryota, Metazoa, Porifera, Demospongiae, Haplosclerida, Niphatidae. The coding region runs from base 57 to 569 and encodes 170 amino acids. The transcript has 6 exons. The record is from RefSeq and is a predicted model, not a curated record.